GACCAAGACUUCCGAGCUGGCAAAAGACACUUCCGGCACCUCCCCAAAUUAACCGGGGACACCCAUUUUGGCAUUUCAAUAGUUCUUCACUAAAAUUUCCACCUCAACAUAAUUAAAACUUUGAACAACUUCCAAAACUAUGAACUCCCAGAACAACAAACAACAACAUCAGCUACUACUAAAACAUUAAUUUCCUCAAAAUCCAUAUCAUACUUCAACUUACAAAAUCAAAAAUUUAGAACAAUGGAAGAAAAUAUGUGCAUUGAUUGCCUUAAACGCAGAAUUCAAUCAGAUUUCUCCAACAAACUCACCUUCUCUUAUCCAAUCUCUGAUUCUGCUCUUCCUUUUGCAUCUAGGGCUGUUGUUCAAAUGUCGAAUUCAGAUGGGGAAGUAUCUUCUGAAUUUAUGCUGGUGUACUUACCUCGGCAAGAAGAUGAUUGCAUCACUAGAUACGUGGAUGGUCAUAUUUAUGAUGAUGAACACAUUGAGAAACAAGGGUACAGUUGCCAAAGUAACGAUGUAGAAGUCGGUGAUGACAACAGUUAUUCGUCGUCUUCUUCGUGGAAAAAGUCCACUGCAUUGCUAUAUGCUGGAAUGAGGACUGGAGCUUGCGAUUUUUAUUGCGAGAAUUCUUUCUGUUACUAUUCUGGAAGGUUUUCUUGCUUGAGAACUAUUACUGCACUUGCACCAUGUGCUUUCGUUGGAAAUUGCACCUUCUCUGCGAUUGAGAGUAUUGCUUCCAACAUAUCAUCUGGAUGGUUGGAGGAUGACAUUUUGCGUUCUCUCAGUGUCAUGAUGGAAGGGAAAGUAACAGGUCGUGCUAGUCAAAAUUUUCUUGGCUUACUUGGAAUACCUUCAUUUCGUGAUGAUCAAGUCCCUGGUUGCCUGAGGCAUCCAAAUCUGGUCCCUGUGUUGGGAUUGCUAAAGUUGCCUGGAUAUACUAGUGCAGUUUACCCCAAGGCUCCUCAUACUUUGGAAAACAUUCUUCAUUACAGUCCUGAAGCACUGAAUUCGGAGUGGCAUACAAGAUUUCUGAUCUACCAGUUAGUCUCAGCUCUCAACUAUAUCCAUGGUUUAGGGCUUUCCCAUGGAAAUAUUCGUCCCUCUAUGGUGAUGUUGGGUAGUUCUUCAUGGGCCUGGUUAAGCAUAUUUGAUAGACCCCACGUGCAGUAUGCAUCAGAUAAAAAUGAUGAAGAUUCCUUGGUUUCAGCCCCCACAAGAGAAAGUUGUUCAACUCAUGAAUGUCUUUCCAAAAGCCUAUAUGCUGAUCUGAAUCUUUCCUCAUCAGUGGAUUGGCCCACUGACUUCUAUAAGUGGUGGAAAGGAGAGAUCAGCAACUUCGAAUAUCUACUCAUCUUAAACAGACUAGCUGGCAGAAGAUGGGGAGACUACACAUUUCAUACAGUAAUGCCGUGGAUCAUAGAUUUUAGUGUCAAGCCUGAUGAAAACUGUAAUGUAGGAUGGAGGGAUUUGAGCAAAAGCAAGUGGCGUCUGGCAAAAGGGGAUGAACAGUUGGAUUUUACAUAUGCAACCUCUGAAAUUCCACAUCAUGUCUCAGAUGAGUGCCUGUCUGAAUUGGCUGUUUGCAGCUACAAAGCAAGGAGGUUACCUCUGAGUGUCCUGCGCAUGGCCGUACGUACAGUGUAUGAACCUAAUGAGUAUCCUUCCACCAUGCAAAGAUUAUAUCAAUGGACUCCUGACGAGUGCAUUCCGGAGUUCUAUUGUGAUCACCAAAUCUUUUAUUCUCUUCACUCUGGUAUGAGCGAUUUAGCAGUGCCUACAUGGGCUGGAAGUCCCCAAGAGUUUACAAAACUUCAUCGAGAAGCACUCGAGAGUGAGCGCAUUUCACGUGAAAUUCACAAUUGGAUUGAUAUCACCUUUGGAUACAAAAUGUCUGGCCAGCCAGCUGUAGCUGCGAAGAAUGUUAUGUUGCCUUCAUCGCAGCCCACUAUUCCAAGGUCAAUAGGGCGUCGUCAGCUCUUCACUCAACCACACCCUGUUCGUUGGGGUUAUACCAAGAAAACCAGAGACACUGUUGUUGAGGGGCCUGUCUCUCUGCUUCGUGAGAACUUAUUUGAUAAUAGUGACAAACCUGUAUACUGCAGAACUGAUUACUUAAGAAAGAUAGAAGAAGCUGCUGCAUUUUGUGAACAUUCUAGGCAUUUGACUCCCAUGUACUCAGAGGACAUUGUCAAGCGUUCUUCAGUUGGUCAAGAGUCAUUGAAUCAGGAUAGUGAGUGUCAUGCAACUAAAGCAACGAACAACACAUUCAGCAUUUGUAGGUUGCCUGAUGUUGAUGCCAGCUGUCUUCUUGAGUAUCUUGAGGAGGAUGAAAGCUGCAGAGGAGGUUAUCAAGAGCUGUUGCUUUGGGCCCAGCAGUCUUCCUGUCAGAAGAGACUGUCAACAUCUGUUGCGAAGGAUAUUUUUUCUCUGGGCUGUGUUAUUGCUGAACUUUACUUGAGGAAGCCUCUUUUUGAUUCAGUUUCUUUAUCGUCAUAUGUGGACAAUGGCGCUUUGCCAGGAAUGUUGAGAGAACUUCCUCUUCAUGUGAAAAUUCUUGUUGAAGCAUGCAUGCAGAAGGACUGGAUGAGAAGGCCUUCUGCGAAGACUCUUCUGGAGUCUCCGUAUUUUCCUGCAACAGUCAAGUCGACCUACUUGUUUGUUGCCCCCCUUCAGCUGCUUGCAAAGGAUGGGUCACGUCUCCAUUAUGCUGCUAAUUUUGCGAAGAAAGGGGCGUUGAGAGCCAUGGGAACAUUCGCAGCUGAAAUUUGUGCUACUUAUUGCUUACCUCUACUACAUAAUUCGUUAUCAGAUGCUGAGGUUGAGUGGGCAUACAUACUUCUUAAAGAAACCCUAAAAUGUCUGCAACCCAAAGCGGUCAAGAGACUGGUGCUGCCUUCCAUACGGAAGAUUUUACAGGCAACAGGCUAUUCACAUUUGAAGGUUUCUCUUCUUCAAGAUUCAUUUGUGCGUGAAAUGUGGAAUCAUGUUGGAAAGCAAAUAUACCUUGAAGCAAUUCACCCAUUGGUUAUAUUGAACUUGCUUAACUCUCCUCAUAAAAGUUCUGCAUCUGCUGCAGCUGUGCUAUUAAUUGGGUCUAGUGAAGAGCUUGGUGUACCUAUUUCCGUUCAGCAGACGAUCUUGCCUCUGAUAUAUUGUUUUGGCAAGGGACUUUGUGCUGAUGGAACUGACGCUCUAGUUAGAAUCGGUGCUGUUAUGGGUGAGAGUUUUGUCGUCUCCCAGAUUUUACCACUACUCAAAAAUGUUGUUCGUUCCUGCAUUGACACAUCUGCUAUCAAUAAGCCUGAGCCUCUGCAGAGUUGGAACUCUUUAGCUCUUGUUGAUUGUCUCUUUGUGUUAAAUGGGUUGAUUGCAUUAUUGCAGAAAGAGGUGGUGGUCAGAGAGCUGCUUGAAGACCAGAGUUGCUUGUUUGUUUUGAUUCUUAUGCAGAGCAAUUUCGAACUUCCAGUUCUACAGGCUGCUGCUGCCACCCUCAUCACAGUUUGUCAGCAGAUUGGUCCAGAUUUAACAGCUGUGCAUGUCGUACCUCAGCUGAAAGAGCUGUUUGAUGAUCUUGCUUUUUCUCAAGAUUCAUCUAGUAUACCUGGUUUUCUGGGAAAAAGCUAUAGGACUUCCAAACUCAGACCAGCCGAGGAGGCUCAAAUUGAAAGUCGUAUGGAUCUUGUGUCACUUUUGUAUCCUAGUCUUGCGACUCUUCUUGGCAUAGAGAAACUGCGGCAAUGUUGUGCUACAUGGUUGCUUCUUGAAAAAUAUCUUCUUGUACGUCAUCAAUGGAAGUGGGAAUUUACAGGAGAUUGUUCUAGGAGCAUUUCAGGGAACAUGGAUGCUAUAAAGGCCACAAACAAAGAAAAUGUUAAGUCUAAGUAUAACCCAACCAAACUGCUAAUGAAUGGAGUUGGAUGGGCAGUACCUCAAUCACAGGGAAUUAAAGGAAGCAAUGGUAUGGUACUUCAUGAACACUUUUAUGAAGUUCAUCAAACUUCAGUCGAAAGAAACUCAGAAUCAUCUAAAGUUGGCAAAUGUGAACCAUGGUUCUGGUUCCCCUCUCCUGCUUCUAGUUGGCAAGGACCAGAGUUUCUUGCUCGUGCUGGUACUCUGAAAGAUGAACUUCCAUGGAAGAUCAAGGCAUCAGUAGUACACUCUGUUCGUGCUCAUCAUGGAGCACUGAGGUCUUUGAUUGUGGACCAAGAUGAGUGUACUGUAUUUACUGCAGGAGUUGGUCCUGGUUAUAAGGGAAUGGUUCAAAGGUGGGACUUGUCUACUGUUGAUUGUGUGUCAGGAUACUAUGGGCAUGACGAGGUUGUGAAUGACAUCUGUAUCCUUCCUUACAGUGGAAGGGUGGCUUCUUGUGAUGGGACCAUACAUGUUUGGAAUAGCCAAACAGGAAAAGCAAUGUCAAUAAUUUCUGAAUCACCUGCAAAUUUGGCUCAACCUUCUGUCCCUUCAUCCUCUGCAAUGAGGGUCAAUUCUGACCAAGCCAGCAUGCUGAACUCAUACCCACAUUCAAGUGGAAAUUUUAGUGGCAUUGAUGGUAGCUUGUAUACCUGUAUGCAUUUCUUAGAAUCUGUGGACAAGCUAGUAGUUGGUACUGGAAAUGGUUCUCUUAGGUUUGUUGAUAUUACACUCGGUGAGAAGCUUCAUAUGUGGAGCAGUGAAUCUACAGAUUAUGGCUUCCCUUCUCUUGUCUCUGCCAUAUGUUCUUGUGGUUCUGACAAAAUGCAAUCAGCUUCAUCACAUUCUUGGAUUGCAGUGGGACUGGGUUCUGGUAAUUGCAGGCUGCUUGAUGCCAGAAGUGGUAAUGUCAUUGCUUCUUGGCGUGCUCAUGAUGGAUAUGUAACAAAGCUGGCUGCACCCGAAGAUCAUCUACUUGUUUCCAGCUCUCUGGACAAAACUUUACGAAUCUGGGACCUCAGGAAGAGUAUGCCGCCACAACCUACUGUCUAUAAAGGUCACACUGAUAGCAUAUUGGAUUUUUCUGUUUGGGGCCAAGAUGUAGUUUCAAUUUCCAAAAAUAAAAUUGGACUCUCCUCACUAGCUGGAACUGCAGAUGAAUAUGGCCAGCAUUGUAUUGUUCGUCAGGCUCUACAUACAACAGACCGAGGAUCCAGAAACAUGUCUGUGUUGUCUAGCAUAGCUAUUCUUCCAUUUUCACGACUGUUUAUCGUUGGAACAGAAGAUGGCCAGCUGAAAAUUUGUUCUUGAGCUGAUUUUAGUGAAAACUAGUUUUUAUACACUUAAGGUCCUUUGGAGUAAGAUUGAAGGAAGCACCAAUCUACUCCAUGGACGAUGAACACAUGAUGCAAGAUUGAAGUUUACAACAUAUUCCUCCAUUUUUCCGGGUUGGGUACUGUAGGAGUGGGACUCUGAGAGAGAGAGAUAAGAGGACGGUAAUUGUUGCAUUUGUACAUUCUUGAUGUGUAAUUAUAUAUGAAGAUAGCUUUAUGUAAAUUACUAAAUUACACUAGCUUACCUGUAUCCAUAUUCUUUUAAGCAAGAAUAUGAAUCAUUCAAUUGAAAAAGUAUUCUUUUUUCAUAGUA
Molecule: messenger RNA, 5559 nt
Organism: Beta vulgaris subsp. vulgaris (sugar beet)
Lineage: Eukaryota; Viridiplantae; Streptophyta; Magnoliopsida; Caryophyllales; Amaranthaceae
Product: protein GFS12
Exons: 16
Coding region: 244-5223 (1659 amino acids)
Molecular function (GO): protein binding
Source: RefSeq, a predicted model, not a curated record